This is a messenger RNA of Fusarium tjaetaba, 777 nucleotides long. Its product is annotated as mitochondrial inner membrane protease ATP23. The record is from RefSeq and is a predicted model, not a curated record. Gene Ontology annotation, molecular function: metalloendopeptidase activity. Gene Ontology annotation, cellular component: extrinsic component of mitochondrial inner membrane. The transcript is spliced from 2 exons. NCBI's taxonomy places the organism in Eukaryota, Fungi, Ascomycota, Sordariomycetes, Hypocreales, Nectriaceae. Gene Ontology annotation, biological process: mitochondrial proton-transporting ATP synthase complex assembly; mitochondrial protein processing. The coding region runs from base 1 to 777 and encodes 258 amino acids.
AUGUCAUCUGACUCUACACCUCCCCCAGGUGUCCCCGCUGGAACGCCAAGUGCUUCAAAUGCAGAAAUCAAGAACGACCCUGCAAAAACAGGGUUUUCUCCAGAGAUCUCAUGGUGGAUGAACUACUUCAAGAUGCUCUCGGGCCAAAUGACACCCGAGGGCAAAUUCUUCUUCCGAGAGUACACAACGGAAAUCGAGGAAGAAAAAGACUGCAAAGCUUGUGAGAGAGACCGCGACUGGCUCUUUACCUAUUCACCCGUCGUUCGCUUCAUGUCCGACAAGAUUCAAGCCCUCAAUGGACGAAUAGACCCUUCCAAUGUUCACUGCCGUCGCUGUCCCUCCUCUCUGAGGGCUGAUGGCUCUGUCAACUGGCAAUCUGGUGGUUUCAGCCCCAAUCAUGGCAUCCUCAUAUGUGCCAACCACAUCAAGAACCGAAAGCAUCUCGAGGAUACGCUUGCGCAUGAGAUGGUGCAUGCCUGGGACUACGUUCGGUGGAAGAAUGUCGACUUUAUGGGCCAAAAGGACUUGAAGCACGCCGCAUGCACAGAGAUCCGAGCUUCAAUGCUCAGUGGCGAGUGCAGAUGGACAAAAGAGGCUUUUGUUCGAGGGAAUUGGAGACUGACGCAGCAAUUCCAAAAUUGCGUCCGCAGACGAGCCAUUGAUUCUGUCACGGCCAGAUCCACGUGCAAGGACGACGUCCAAGCAACCAACGUUGUCAACCAGGUUUGGGACUCUUGCUUUGCCGACACGAGGCCAUUCGACGAGGUUUAUCGAUAA